CGCUUUCUCUUAUGAAUCUGAUCGUAAAGCCAAAAUUACUUCCAAAGGAAAUAUGUCUGUAGAAGACGAUACGAAUCCUCUGCUGCGUGAUUUCAUCUUUCCUCCAUAUGAUGUUAUUGAAGCUAAACACAUCCGUCCAGCAAUACUCUCCUUAUUGACGAAAUUAGAGAAAGAGUUGGAUGAAUUGGAGAGUACAGUUGAACCAACAUGGCCCAAACUUGUUGAGCCAUUAGAAAGGAUCACUGAUAAGCUAUCAGUUGUUUGGGGAAUUGUGAAUCAUCUCAAUUCCGUUAAGGAUUCGCCGGAGCUCCGUUCUGCUAUUGAACAAGUUCAGACAGAUAAGGUCAGGUUUCAACUCAGAUUAGGUCAAAGUAAACCUAUCUAUGAAGCGUUUAAAUCUAUUCAAGAAUCCCCAAAUUGGGAAAGUCUGAAUGAUGCACGUAAACGUGUAGUGGAAGGCCAGCUGAAAGAAGCAAUUCUUACUGGAGUUUCUCUUCAGGGUGACGAAAGAGAACAUUUCAAUGAAAUACAACAGGAGUUAGAAAAACUAUCUCAAAAGUUUGAGGAGAACAUUUUGGAUGCAACUAAAAAGUACGAAAAACUGAUCCUGGAUGAGAAAGAAAUUGAAGGUUUACCAGCUAUCUCUCGUGCUAUAGCCGCGGAAUCAGCAGUUUCCAAGGGUUAUGACAAGGCUACUGCUGAAGAUGGGCCAUGGAUUCUUACACUAAAUGGUCCUAUUUAUCGUGCUAUUUUGCAACAUGUUAGAAACCGAUCUCUAAGAGAAGAAGUCUUUCGUGCAUAUGUGACACGUGCUUCUGAUGGAGAUUGUAACAACACCCCAAUCAUUGAAAGGAUUCUAUUGCUUCGAUUGGAGAAGGCAAAACUUCUUGGAUUUCAAAAUUAUGCAGAGGUAAGCAUGGAAAAGAAAAUGGCUGAUGUACAGAAAGCUGAAGAGCUUAUAGAAAAGCUUCAUGAUGCCUCUUGGAAUGCUGCAGUUCAAGACAUGCAAGAUCUUAAAGAUUUUGCUAAUGCCCAAGGGGCUGCAGAAGCUGAAGAACUGAAUCACUGGGAUAUCAACUUCUGGAGUGACAGACUUCGUGAAUCAAGAUAUGAUAUACAAGAGGAAGAGUUGCGGCCUUAUUUUUCACUGCCAAAGGUUAUGGAUGGUCUUUACAAACUCUCAAAGAAGUUAUUCGAUGUUGAGAUUGAGCCAGCUGAUGGACUUGCCCCGGUGUGGAACAAGGAUGUCAGUUUGUACAGUGUGAAAAACACGAAAGGAGUACCGAUAGCAUACUUUUAUUUUGACCCAUAUUCUCGUCCUUCAGAAAAGCGAAGCGGAGGAUGGAUGGAUGUUGUUGUUGGCCGGAGUGUUGCAGUUACUAAAAAUGGAAAUCCUAGGUUGCCAAUUGCAGUAAUAGUUUGCAAUCAAACUCCCCCUGUUGGAGACAAGCCAAGUCUAAUGACCUUUCGCGAGGUUGAGAUAAUUUUUCACGAAUUUGGUCAUGCUCUCCAGCACAUGCUCACAAAACAGGACGAAGGACUUGUGUCUGGUUGUCGAGGAAUAGAGUGGGAUGCAGUUGAAAUAGCUUCACAAUACAUGGAGAAUUGGUGUUAUCAAAGAGAUAUCUUACUGAGCAUAGCCAAACACUAUGAAACUGGAGAAGGUCUGAAUGAAGAAAUACGCUCGAAGCUCCUAUCAGCUAGAACAUUUCGUGCUGGUUCAACUUUGCUUCGACAGCUACGGUAUGCUCUCAUAGAUUUGGAGCUCCACACAAAAUACGUGUCGGGUGGGUCAGAAUCAAUCUAUGAUAUGGAUCAAAGAAUUGGGAAGAAAACUGGUUUAAUCCCUUUGCUUCCAGAAGACAGAUUUCUUUGCAGUUUCAGUCAUAUAUUUGCAGAUACAUAUGCAGCUGGAUACUACAGUUAUCAGUGGGCUGAAGUAUUGGCCUAUGAUGCUUUCUCCGCGUUUGAGGAGGUUGGCUUUGAAAAUGACCAGGAAAUUGAAGAACUGGGCCAUAAAUUUAGGGAGACAGUACUUGCUGUUGGAGGUGGAAAGUCCCCACUUGAGGUUUUUGUUCAAUUUAGAGGUCGCGAACCUUCGCCAAACGCGUUUCUCCGAUACAAUGGACUAUUACCCAGCUUAAUUGCUGGUUGAAAAGCCAUACACAUGAGAAUAAAAGAAAGAAUAAGGAUUGGCCUAUUGUGAAUUUACUGUUAAUGAAAAUUUUAUAUUAUAGUUGUCAUCAAUGUAACAUAAUAAUAAAUAGUACAUGUUAUAAGAAUAUCUUAAUGUUUAAAUUUUAUAAUACUUUAUUUAGAAUCAAAAUUUAAGAUUGUAUCAA
Molecule: messenger RNA, 2342 nt
Organism: Impatiens glandulifera
Lineage: Eukaryota; Viridiplantae; Streptophyta; Magnoliopsida; Ericales; Balsaminaceae
Product: organellar oligopeptidase A, chloroplastic/mitochondrial-like
Exons: 17
Coding region: 53-2155 (700 amino acids)
Biological process (GO): peptide metabolic process; proteolysis
Molecular function (GO): metalloendopeptidase activity
Source: RefSeq, a predicted model, not a curated record